This is a messenger RNA of Monopterus albus (swamp eel), 1418 nucleotides long. It is a transcript of the gene tpi1b, whose product is annotated as triosephosphate isomerase 1b. The transcript has 7 exons. The record is from RefSeq and is a predicted model, not a curated record. Gene Ontology annotation, biological process: glycolytic process; gluconeogenesis; glycerol catabolic process. Gene Ontology annotation, cellular component: cytosol. Gene Ontology annotation, molecular function: triose-phosphate isomerase activity. The coding region runs from base 97 to 840 and encodes 247 amino acids. Lineage: Eukaryota; Metazoa; Chordata; Actinopteri; Synbranchiformes; Synbranchidae.
UCUUUACGUCCGCUCUCUCGCCCCAGAGACGGUGGAUCUUUGUAGCUCGUCGGUUCUGUUUAAUUCUCAGAAAACACCUUAGAAAAUUCUGCAAACAUGACCAGGAAAUUCUUCGUUGGCGGAAACUGGAAGAUGAACGGCGACAAGAAAAGCCUCGGGGAUCUCAUUCAGACCCUGAACGCAGCCAAGUUGGACUCCAAUGUCGAGGUGGUGUGUGGUGCUCCAUCAAUCUACCUUGACUUUGUCAGGUCCAAGUUGGACCCCAAGUUUGGUGUGGCUGCUCAGAACUGCUACAAAGUUCCCCAUGGUGCCUUCACUGGGGAGAUCAGCCCUGCGAUGAUCAAGGACUGUGGUGUGAACUGGGUGAUCCUGGGUCACUCUGAGAGGCGCCACGUCUUUGGAGAGAGUGAUGAACUCAUUGGUCAGAAGACGGCCCAUGCUUUGGAGAAUGGGCUCGGUGUGAUUGCCUGCAUUGGCGAGAAGCUGGAUGAGAGGGAGGGCGGCAUCACGGAGAAGGUCGUCUUUUCACAGACCAAGGUCAUCGCAGACAAUGUAAAGGACUGGAGCAAGGUUGUGCUUGCUUAUGAGCCUGUGUGGGCCAUUGGCACUGGCAAGACUGCCUCCCCACAGCAGGCUCAGGAGGUUCAUGAGAAACUGAGGGGGUGGCUGAAGACCCAUGUGUCAGAGGAUGUGGCCAAUUCUGUGAGGAUCAUUUAUGGAGGUUCUGUGACCGGUGCUACCUGUAAGGAACUUGCCUCCCAGAAGGAUGUUGAUGGUUUCCUUGUGGGUGGAGCCUCCCUCAAGCCAGAGUUUGUCACCAUCAUUAAUGCCAAAGCAUAAAAGCCCAGGCAGCUGCAACAUGACCGUGUCCAGGUCAGAAGCUGACUCCAUUCAGACGAUCCACUUUCACAGUCCCUCGCUCUCAGCACUUAGCCCUCUUCCCUUUUUGUUAUUAAAAGUAUUUGUGUAAUGAUGUCAUUCCCUCCUUUUUUCUUUAUUUUUUGAAUAUAUUUUGUCCUAAGGAAAAGGAUCAGGUUGACACAUGCACUGAAAAGAGUCAAGUCCACUGAGAAUAGUCUGUGUGCAUACUAAUCUCUGCACCAAGUGCUCAAGCUGUAAAGACAGACGGUUACACCCUGAGGUGGAUGGGCCAUCCAUGCCUUUACUUGAAAAGUUCACCAACUUUUUGUUUUUUGUAAGCAGUGUCUCAGCUUUUGUCAGUCACAUUUGUCUUUUUACUACUGUUGUCUCUUUUGUGUAAUUAUGAUCUGUGGCUUUGACCUCCCUGUAGACAAGCAUGAUCCGGUCACUCGGUGGUAAAGAGGGAAGUGUCCAUUACAUUUUACCCCUAUUGUGUCAUGGCUGAAGGGUUGGAAGGCUGUUAGGAAACAUUCUAAUAAACAGUUCAGAGGCUGGUU